AUGGCCUCUCAACCUGACCUUCCAAUUCCUAUCUCGUACAUUUCGAGUAAUUACUAUCUUUUCUCUAUUGAUGCAGUCACGUAUUUAAGACGGGAACAUCAUAUUUGUGGUGUCCUGAUCGGAACCUUGCCCCAAAUACCGCAGCAGAAUGUCUUUCUGGGGCUUCCGCUAGAGCUGAUGCCCGAGGAGGCGCGCCUGCUGGUGGAAAAAGGCGUAGCUUACAUUGUAGAUGAGGCCAGAGCCCACAACGAUGGUAUGAAAGCCCUCGUGGAAAACGACAGAAAAGCAUAUCUCCAGGAUUUGAAAUCCCAGGGCGCCCAAGCCAUGCGGCUGCAGAUGAGUCGGAAAGAGCAGCAACGAGAGGAAGCUUUAAAACAGUUGGAAGAAAAGAAGGCUGCGAAGGCCAAGAAGAAUCCACAACAUGAGGAUACUGCCUCCGGUGAGAAGCAGGAUGAGAAACAGGAAAGUCUAGCACCCUCGGACCUUUUUGCACCUGAACCGCUUCCGGAGAGCAGGUUGGCAUCAUCUCGCGCUUCCAUCAUCUCGCCUGAGAUGGCAAUGGGCAUCACGCCUGCCACAUCCUAUCCUCCUCUCCCUCGGCCGUCGCCCGCGCAGCUCCUGCCACUUCCCAAGGUCCCGUCUUCAUAUCCAUUGUUUGCACAUCUGCACUCCAAGGGUUAUUUUCUGUCUCCCGGUCUACGGUUCGGGUGCGAGUACCUUGCAUACCCCGGCGAUCCCCUCCGGUUCCACUCCCACUUUCUGGUCGUUUCCGCCGAAUGGGAUCAGGAAAUCGAUCUGAUGGAUAUCAUAGCUGGGGGCCGACUGGGCACAGGUGUGAAAAAGGGAUUUCUCCUCGGCGGGGCUGAAAGGAAAGCCGAACAUUCUGAAGCCCAGGGAAAUGAUAGCAUAAGGACUUUCAGCAUCGAAUGGGCCGGAAUGUGA
Messenger RNA from Monascus purpureus, 942 nucleotides. NCBI's taxonomy places the organism in Eukaryota, Fungi, Ascomycota, Eurotiomycetes, Eurotiales, Aspergillaceae. The record is from the annotation of a GenBank genome assembly.